AUGGUAGCUAGUGUUAAUGGUCAUCACCAAGUUGUUGAAUUACUACUCAAAGAGCAUGUUGACAUUAAUACUCAGAAAGAAGAUGGACUGACUGCUCUAAUGCUAGCUAGUCAACAUGGUCAUUACAAGACAAAAAAUGGAGUGACAGCUCUAAUAGUAGCUAGCUUAAAUGGUCAUACCAAGGUCGUUGAACUGUUGCUCAAAGAACAUGCUGACGUUAAUCUCCAGGUAAACAAUGGAAUGACAGCUCUAAUGCUAGCUAGUCAUAAUGGUCAUCACCAGGUUGUUGAAUUAUUGCUCAAAGAGCAUGCUGACAUUAAUAUUAGGAAGAAAAAUGGUGGGACUGCCCUAAUUCUAGCUAGUCAGAGUGGUCAUCACCAGGUUGUUGAACUACUAGUCAAAGAGCAUGCUGACAUAAAUCUCCAGACAAAAAAUGGACUGUCAGCUCUAAUACUAGCUAGUUAUAAUGGUCAUCACCAGGUUGUUGAACUAUUGCUUAAAGAGUAUGCUGACAUUAAUACUCAGAACGAAGAUGGUGAGAAUGCCCUAAUGUUAGCUAGUCAGAAUGGUCACCACCAGAUCAUUGAACUAUUAAUCAAGGAACAUGCUGAUAUUAACACUCAAAAAGAAGGUGGAAGGACUGCCCUAAUGCUAGCUAGUGAGAAAGGUCAUCUGCAGGUCAUUGAACUACUAAUCAAAGAGGAUGCUGACAUAAAUCUUCAGGCCAAAAAUGGAGUGACAGCUCUAAUGCUAGCUAGUUUUAAAGGUCAUCACCAGGUUGUUGAACUAUUGCUCAAAGAGCGUGCCAAUGUUAACACUCAGAAAGAGGACGGGUGGACGCCCUAA
Molecule: messenger RNA, 846 nt
Organism: Gigantopelta aegis
Lineage: Eukaryota; Metazoa; Mollusca; Gastropoda; Neomphalida; Peltospiridae
Product: ankyrin repeat domain-containing protein 29-like
Molecular function (GO): protein binding
Source: RefSeq, a predicted model, not a curated record